AUGAAUCGAGGAGAAAGCAAUUGGGACAGAUACCUGCAUCUGUUCCCUGACACCAUCGAUGGUAAUGGCGACGUGGCGUGUGACUCCUACCAUCUGUGGCGGAGGGACGUACAGAUGUGUGAGGAGGUGGGGCUGGACAUGUACAGAUUCUCCAUAGCCUGGUCUCGUCUACUGCCAACCGGUCUUCCUAACUACAUCAGCGAGGAUGGCAAGAACUACUACAACAACCUGAUCGAUGGUACCUUCGACUUUUAUGCCUUAAAUCACUACUCCAGCCUUCUGGUCAGGAAAGCGAAGCCAGGUGAGGCUAUUGGCAAGACACUAGUCGACGGCAUCGAAGAGUUGGGGAUAGUGUUGGAGGCAGAUCCCUCGUGGGAGAAGGGUGACAUCAAAUGGUUAACGGUGCAUCCUGAAGGUCUACGUCAGCAGCUGAACUAUUUGAAGAACACAUACAACCUUUCCGAGAUCAUGAUCACUGAAAACGGAUUUUUCAGUAGCAAUGCGUCUCUGAAUGAUGUUAGAACCGUGAACUAUACUAGGAAAUAUUUGGAACAAGUGGCACUCGCAAUCCAAGAUGGCGUCAACGUCACAGCUUAUUUCCACUGGUCUCUAAUGGAUAACUUCGAUAAAGGAUAUGAUGCCAAAUUUGGACUUUAUGCUGUUGACUUUACGGAUACAAAUCGCACGAGAACGCCACGCCUGUCUUCUAGAUAUUACUCCAAGGUCAUUAAAACUCAUUGCACAGAUCCUGAAGACUAUUGAGUUAUUAGCAAAAGUAAGAAAGAUAGAAAGAGAAAGCGAGAUGUUUAGAGGGAGUGUCAAUAAAUAAAAAAACUUUGUAUCUAUGCAGAUUCAGGGAUUGGUCCUUAAAAUUUCCGAGAUAUGCAACUAUUGGUCGAUAAUUAUAACGAUUUUAAUUAUGAAGUUCUUAGAACCUGCUUUAAAUCUGAUAUUGUAUCUGACCAGUGUGUGUUGAUGUGUACGAUUAUAUUGUAUUAUAGUACCUGGAUGACCAAGAUUUGUUCGGUGUUUUAGUACACAUUAUUUUAGAAAAAAUGUAGAAAGAAAUAGAACUUAAAAUGUAAAAAAAAUAGAACAAAGAGGAUAAAAUAUACUCGGAAUUUUAAUUCGAUUCCAGAUUUGACAAUUUCAGUGUGGCAACGUUAUGACAAGUACUAAAUAGUGACGUUGCGAAAUUAUUCGAUAUGGAAAUGCAAUAUUUCUGGAUUGAUUCUUCUCGUUUAUAAUAAUUAUAAUUUUACUCUCG
Molecule: messenger RNA, 1267 nt
Organism: Spodoptera littoralis (African cotton leafworm)
Lineage: Eukaryota; Metazoa; Arthropoda; Insecta; Lepidoptera; Noctuidae
Source: the annotation of a GenBank genome assembly